Porites lobata is the source of this 2553-nucleotide messenger RNA. Lineage: Eukaryota; Metazoa; Cnidaria; Anthozoa; Scleractinia; Poritidae. The record is from the annotation of a GenBank genome assembly.
AUGGGAUCGCCAGUAAAGAUCGGCAAGCAAGGCAUUAUGGGACCUGUAGGACCACAGGGAGAGACUGGAAACAAUGGCGAAAAAGGAGACAUAGGACCCAAAAGCAUGCCGGGAACUAAAGGCGAACUUGGAGAAUCGAUAUCAUCUCUUGCUGUUGUUUUUUCUCCUGCGACGUUGACAGUAACCGAAGGUGGAACAAUCUCGUUUCAGUGUUCAGCCAGUGAUAAUCCUAAGCCGGCAUUAACGUGGAGUAAACUGAACAGUCAGUCAGAUAUCACUCAGUCAGCGGUUUCACGUGGAAAGCUGGAGUUGAAGAAGGUGACAGGAAAAGACUCAGGAAUGUAUUAGUGUUCAGAAACAAGCAUUCCGGGGAAUUCACGGGAUGUGGUACGAUUAGCAGUAAAUGGUGAGUUUCGGGUUAUUUGCUUUCCAAUGAAUUUUUUUUGUUACACAGUGCAGUUUUUACUGGCAGUCAGGUUUGUGAUUCUGGAAGCACGAAGAGCUGUUUUCAGUUUAAAAAUACAAGAAACACUUGCUUUUCUGACGAUUUUCCCAACAGUCCUUAAAAUUCCUAGUAAUCGAUUAAAACCCUUUAAAAUACCGAAAUGAUAACAAAUCGCCAGUUCUACUCCAAAAUCCCAAAUCCGCUUAUUAAGCACGCGCAACAAACAUAUUGCGACAACAAAUUUAGUAAACUGUUUAAAAUAAUCAAUGGCCGCGUGCCUGAAAUUGAAUCAAUUAAAAAGUCUAUACUUGCACGCGCACCAGGGCGUAAGCGUCAAGUUCUUUUAGAAGUCGCAACACUCGCUGUGUUUCUAUAUAGUAAAAUUAAUUCAAACAUUUGGUUGGGUUCUCUUUGGAAACAGCUACUAUUCAUGUUCCUGUAAAACUUAGACUAAACACUCGCGUCGCUCUUUUACACUUCCAGGCCUGUUGACGCCAUUUAAUGAUAGGGUGUACUGAAAACGUUACUGUUGGGCGAAUAUUCAAAACAAGCGCUAGCGUUUCAAGGAAAAAAAUCCUGCUAGAGCAGCGUCUACAAAUCUGAUGCAUUUCUAGUUUGCAUAAAAAAAAGCAAUACUCAGAAAAAAAAAAGAAAGCUUAAAACCAAGAAGUCGACGUCAAACAAGGCUGAAUUGUAAUUAAAGUCGAACCUCCGGUUGCGACCACUUCUCCUCAGCGACCAAUUUUCCAAAACACCGAAACUUUCCAAGCCAAAUCACUAUAUUUGGAACCUCUUAUAAGAGAACAGCUCUCGUAAGUGACUGCGACCACUUUUAGAGCUAAAAGUUUAAAAUUUUCCUUUGUUUUUAACCUCUUGUAAGAGACCACUUGACAGAUAAUAGAAGCUAAUAGAGCGGAGUUUUGUACCAUUCUCACAUUCCUGAGUUGUACAAGAGAUGGAAACUUCUAAAUGGGAAGUACCGCAUUUUUUUCGAAAUUGGCUUUUCAGAUGAAUGAAACAUUUAAAACAUAGGGUAAGUGUCUGCAGUUAACUUAGGCUCGUGAGGGGAAAUCUUGACCCAAUAUGGUCCAGGCUCUCGUGAGCGAGCACCUCUCUUUAGCCACCACCAAGGCUUGACAUUUUGGGUGCUCUGUUACGGGAGGUUCGACUGUGAAGUUUGCUAAAAGUUAGUAGUCCUUCUUCUACGGGAGAAAAUCUAAGGCCCGAAACGUUUAGCAAACCAGCUACUAUUUGACAUUUUAAAGAGCUUUCAGCCUCAUAUUUUAGUUUAUCGUUUUAGUGUCGCGCAUCUUGUGAGUUUUUUGCCUAUUUCUACUGAAUUAAAAUCAUUUGGUUACAGUUCAACCUCGCGUCUCUGUUCAUCCCGGACCUUCGUAAGUCACAGAAAGAGACGUCAUUUUUCCAGUAUGUCAAGUGACCGGAUAUUCAGUACCAGUGGUGACCUUGAGGGAGUCGUCUGGUCAGUUACCCCAGGGGAGGGUGCACUAUAACAACAGUGUCUUACAAAUUUCCGAUGUCCGUAAAAGUGACUCUGACACAUUCAGCAGUCAACCUUUUAGAAAAAGCUGAAAGAAAAGUUCUCUUAGUUGUGGGUUCACUUCCUGUGUUUACCGUCAAGCCACCUGGAGAGGAUUCUGGGAACUAUAUCUGCAUGGCUACAAGUGCAGAAGUGUUUCACAUCGAAGCCAUAAGUUUCGUUGAAGUUAGGAAGAGGUAAGUGACCAAUUAGUCUGCUGCAUGUCCACAGACCCGUUAUUGAAAAAACAAAGUUAAUGUAUGGGCUUCUCUUUCGUCAGAUUGUUCUGCUUAAAUCAGGCCAUACUCGAAGUGGAUUGUACUCUGUCAACCCAGACGGUAGAGGACACUUUACUGUCUACUGUGACAUGCGCACUGACGGUGGAGGCUGGACCGUUUUCCAGAGAACACAAGAUGGCUCGGUAGACUUAAAUCGGCGAAAGAACGACUACAAAGCAGGCUUUGGUCAGCUGACUGCUGAGUUCUGGUUAAGAAACGACAAGAUCCACUUACUGACGGCCUCUAUACCGAGCUCCCUACGAGUUGAGCUGAAGGACUGGAACGGAGUUUAA